UAGUAGAUAGGUAAAACAGGCUACCGUGACAUAUUAGAUUUGAAUCUCUUGACUAGUAAACAAUUCAUUACUCAUAUUUUUUUGGGUUGGUCUUGAGACCCAUCCACUUAAGCAGUGCCUGAAAUAUCAAGUGGCAUGUAGUAUAUGCGUUUCGGACUUUGCGUAUUGAGUGUUGUUCAGCUAUUUUAACUUCCAAUAUUAAAUAAAAACAAUAUGAUGAAAUGAGUUGGUGACAAUUUCUGAACGGUUCGACCUGUCCUGAUUUGUCUUCAUGGUAUUAUUCGAUUUGUAGUAGUGUGAGGCAGGGUAUGAAUAGUACUUUUGUUUUGUCCCGUCCUGCCCGAUCUCCCCAUUCUUGACCUAUUUUAAUUUGGGUCAAUAUUUAUUUGUAUUUCUUUUUUUCUACUUUUCUUAAAUCAUAUUUUCACUCACUCCUAAAACUUUGAAUAACUGAAAGACUCCAAUUUUCAACUGAUAAUUAGACUAAAAUAUUAAGUCUAUUAUUUCUCUUUUUCAUUGAUUCAUCGUUUUCCCUUUAUUUUCUUGCGAAAUAAUGAAUUUUUUAGCCAUUUUUCUUUAAAUAGCAUGUAAUUUAAAACGGGUCGGCAUGUUCCGCCUCAAACCCACACGAAUAUCACCCAAUCCGAUUUGCACUUAAUAUGAGGCGGAUAAAGAUAUCGAGAUACCCUGCCCACCUAUUGCCAUCAUCACGACCGACUAUAGCAAAGGCACCUUGUCUAUCUAUACCAAGGGCGGAGCUAUACUCAAGGUAGGGUGGGCUCCGGCUCUCCCGUGAAAGGUCCCGACCCCUGGGAUCGAUUCACCUUAGCUACAUUUAUUUUGUUUAAUUAUUUUCGGCCUCCGGUCUCGAAACCUGGCUCCACCCCUGAUCUAUACCAUCAUACAAGAGACUUACCUAGUGAUAGCCGCAACUAAGGUUGGUACCACGAAACUAAACUAGUGCAGACGUCGCCGGCCGGCGUCCAAUGUACGAUUAACCGGGACGUUAUCGUGCUUAAUUAUUGGGAUUUAAUAUGUCUAUGUUUCCCAAUUUCCUGUUAUUUGUUUUUCUAUCUAGUUAAGCUUGACUGUUUGACUGGUCUCCGGUCAUGAUUGAAUGGGCUGCAGAUUCUUCAUUCCUUAGUUAAGGCACAAAACGCCCCAUGAAUCAAACAAAUGCAUAUAAGAGAGUAGUGAUGGUUUCCAUGCAUAUAUGGUUCACGAUUUGACCCUUUCAAAGUAUAUACUAUUGUAAAUAAGUAGUUAAAUACUAUGAAACUCUCCCAACAACUCGAAUUAUUAGGUUAAUUUGGUUUCUGAUAUGGUUUCUGAUAUAGCAUUAAAGUUGAUUUGUUAUUGAUGUCACGUUUUCAAGUCCCCCGAACUCAAUAUUAAUCAUCAUUGUAUUAAAGUUCAUGUUAUAGUUGGGCCUGUACAAAAUUCAAGCCAAUCAGUUGGCUUUCGUUUGAAGGGGCAUGUAAAUGAAUGAUUAAAAUACCAUAUAUGGAUCUCUCUCAACAACUUGAGUUAUUGGUACCAAUUAGUUUAUUGGAAAUAGCGUUAGCUUAUUGAGAGGGUAACAUCUAUAAAUAGAAGAUUAAGCUUCAUUCUUUCUUCACCCAACCAAUACACACACCAAUAACCAAUAGUUUCCCCCAACCCAAGCCAUAAUUCCAAAAAAUGGGCACCAUUUGGCCUUGCAACUUGAUCAUGUGCCUUUUGGCUCUACUAGUCGCCAAUGUCGCCGGAGAUGGUCAUCAUCACCUUGAUGGAUACACACCUCCGGCUCCUUAUACACACAAAUCAUGGCCUCCUCCUCCUCCACAUGCUUAUUAUUAUAAGUCUCCCCCGCCGCCAUCGCCACACUGGUCGGUGCCGUCACCGCCACCGCAUUCUUCUCACCAUGCCUAUAAGUUUGGCUCUCACGACGACACAUACUCGCCUUCUUCUGAUCAUACAACUAGCCAGAACCACGAAAAGCAUACACCGUCGUCUUCUCGUGCCGACAAGCACCCUCACAAGUCUCCUCCACCGCCGCCUCAUCAUGGCAAGAAGGAUCCUUCUCCGGUCCAAAAACCUCAUCACAAGUCUCCUCCGCAACCGCCUCAUCAUGUCAAGAAGGAUUCUAUGGCGCCGUCGCAUCCUGCCCGCAAAUCUCCUCCACCACCGCAUCAUGGCAAGAAGGAUCCUCCUCGUGCCAACAAACCUCAUCGCAAAUCUCCACCGCCACCUCACAAACGCAAAACACCACCAACGCAUCACUGAAGAAUACAAUCCACGUCUAUGUCACGGUUUAUCGACUUCUUCAACGGGUUACUCGUCACUGACUAUGGAUGACGAGGAAGAUCCUGAAGAAUAGUAUUUUAGAAUGAAGAAUAAUUAAAUGUAUCGACCAAGUAAGAUUUGGUAUACGUACUAUUAGCUAGUAGUUUACCUUUUGUUGGUUUAAUUUCUUGCUUUCUGGUUGAUCUCUUCGGAAUUUCAUAGUUAAGAUCGUCGUCUAGCAGAUGAUAUUCACCAUGAUUUCAACAUUGUACCUUUUUCCCACUUUAUUUGAGUUUUGGUUUCCUUAAUACAAUUACUAUCAUUAC
Linum trigynum is the source of this 2591-nucleotide messenger RNA. Lineage: Eukaryota; Viridiplantae; Streptophyta; Magnoliopsida; Malpighiales; Linaceae. The record is from the annotation of a GenBank genome assembly.